AUGUCUGUCCAGGCAUUCCGCUGGUUAACCCUCAUUUUGGGGGUCACCCUGUGCCUGGGUGUCUUCACCCUAAGCCCCAUACCAGUACCAGGGGAAGAUGAGUGGGAGGAGUUCGGGAGGAUGAUGCGGAACCCUUUGUACCGACUACCCACCACAACCAAACCAUCCAGAUACGAAGUAUCUUUGACACCAUACUUCAAUCAAAUACCAUCACCCAAUAUAGCGCCAUUUAGUUUUGACGGAGAAGUUUCAGUUUAUAUAACAGCUAAUGAACCUGACGUAAAAGAAAUUGUCAUGCAUUGUAAUGAUCUAACUAUUGAAUCGUUGCAAGUAACUUUGAAUAACGUUCAAGUGGAAUUGGCAAAUAAUACUUUCACCUGUGAGAUGCCAUACAGCUUUCUAAGGAUACCUUUGAAGGAUCCGUUACAAGUUAAUCAGGUAUACGUAGUCAAGUCAGUAUUCAAAGGGAACCUUCAACAGAACAUGCGAGGCUUUUACAGAAGUUGGUACAGAGAUGGAGGUGUAAUAAGUUUCAAUGUUUGCAGAUGGAUGGGCACUACACAGUUCCAGCCCGGACACGCUCGCCAAGCAUUCCCUUGUUACGAUGAACCAGGGUUCAAGGCUACCUUCGAUAUCACCAUCAUAAGGGCCGCAGACUUCAGCCCUACGAUAGCUAACAUGCCAAUGAAGAGCAAUAUAACCUUGAAUAAUGGCAGAGUAGCAGAAACGUUCCACACAACUCCGAUUAUGUCUACUUACUUGAUCGCCUUCAUUGUAUCCCAUUAUGAAAGAAUAUCAAGCGGAACCAACUCUGAGCGUCCAUUCGGUAUUUACGCCAGAGAAUCAGCUGGUAGGACCGGGGACUACGCUCUUGAGGUCGGAGAGAAACUCCUCAAUCAGAUGGAAAAGUUUACGGACUUCCCGUACUACACAAUGGCGGAUAAAAUCGAUAUGAAACAAGCUGCGAUUCCCGAUUUUUCCGCUGGCGCUAUGGAGAACUGGGGUCUUUUGACUUACAGAGAGGCCUUGAUUCUCUACGACGCACAAAACGUGAACCACUUCUACAAACAGCGUAUUGCUAACAUUGUGUCUCACGAAAUCACUCAUAUGUGGUUCGGGAAUUUGGUCACGUGCGCGUGGUGGGACAAUCUUUGGCUGAACGAAGGAUUCGCUAGAUUCUACCAAUACUACUUGACGCACAAGGUUGAACCAGACUUCGGCUACGACAUUCGUUUCAUCCCAGAACAAGUACACCAAGCUAUGAUGUCAGAUUCCGUCGACUCUGCCGUCCCCAUGAACAACCCUGCAGUGAACGACCCUUCAAGUGUUUCCGCUCACUUCUCUGUCAUAACCUACGCGAGAGGAGCAUCUAUAUUGAGAAUGACCCAACAUUUCCUUGGCAACGAUACCUAUACCAAAGGCUUACGAAGAUAUCUGAAAGCAAGAGCUUUCGAUGUCGCUGAGCCUCACCAUCUAUUUGAAAACCUUGAGGCGGCUGCACAGGAAGACAACGCACUGGCAGGCUAUGGCGGCAUCACCAUAGACUCGUUCUUUAGAUCCUGGUCAGAUAAAGCAGGUCACCCAGUCCUAAACGUUGAAAUUAACCAAAGAACCGGAGAAAUGCUUGUCAAACAGCAACGAUGGGAGCGAGAUACAGGAGUUUCGCAGUUCUCAAGUCUCUGGGAGAUACCAAUAACAUGGACAAGGGGAGGGGCACCAGACUUUAAAAAUUUAAAACCAUCAGAAGUCAUAACUGGAAGAACUACGUCAAUAAAGAGGGGUACACUGGGCUUGGAGUGGGUAAUCUUCAAUAAACAAGAAUCUGGUUUCUACAAAGUCAACUAUGACCAAACCAACUGGAACCUCAUCACGAGAGCUUUAAGAAGCGAUGAGAGGACAGUUAUCCAUGAAUUGAAUCGAGCACAGAUUGUGGACGAUGUUUUCAAUUUCGCCCGCGCUGGUGUUAUGCGUUACAACAGAGCCUUCAAUAUCCUCUCGUUUUUGGAGAGGGAGGAUGCCUAUGCACCAUGGGAUGCUGCUAGAGCAGGUUUCAAUUUCGCAUUAGGUAGAUUAGCAUCAGAUAGUGAGAAUUUACAAAAACUGCAGGAAGAAAUUAUCAAGUUAAGCACAGCUGUCACCGAUCGUCUCGGCUACGCAGAAAAGGAAGGGGAAAAGUUUAUGGAUGGCUUGCUCCGAAUGAAUAUGCUGAGUUUCCUCUGCAAUGUGGGCCAUGCCCAGUGUGAGGCUGCUGCGAAAGAGAACUUUGCGAAAUGGAGGAAUGGUGGACAUAUCCCUCCCAAUAUGCGACCAUGGGUAUACUGCAGCGGACUUAGACAAGGAACAGCUGAAGACUUUAACUACUUCUGGAGCCGUUACGAACAAGAAGAUGUGGCCAGUGAGACUGUAGUUAUGAUAAACGCAGCAGGAUGCACGAGAGAUCAAGCUAGUCUGGUCAAGUUUCUGGACGCCAUAGUUUAUGUAGACAACGAUAACGACAUUCACAAGUAUGUGAGACCUCAGGACUGGAGUGCUGCAUGGAGUUCAGCGGCAUCAGGAAAUCCAGAAAAUGCCUGGAGAAUUCUUGAAUGGCUUUUAAAUAACAUUGCAAAAGUUCAAGCUGCCAACAACAGUGCUGCAACACCCAUAAGUAACAUCGCUUCGCGGUUACAAACUGAGCAGGAACUUGAAGCGUUUACUAGGUGGCUAGAAGCAAAUCGCGUAGCUCUUGGGUCGGCAUAUAACACUGGUAUAAAUGGUGUCGCCGCAACUAGAAAUAACCACGCCUGGACGAGAAAUCGUGCGGGCGAAUUCGCCAAUUACUUUGAAACUGGUUACGUUGAAGAGGAAAUCAGUGAAGGCGGUAAUGACGGUGGCGACAGUGGCGGUGGUGACAGCGGUGGUGGUGAUUCAGGCGGAGGAGGAGGUGGCAGUCCUGACGGUGCAAGCAUGGCUACAUUCAGCGUUAUUACUCUCAUUGCAACUUUGGUUGCUACCUUAAUAGCAUAA
This is a messenger RNA of Bicyclus anynana (squinting bush brown), 3006 nucleotides long. RefSeq names its product membrane alanyl aminopeptidase-like (gene Apn1). Gene Ontology annotation, cellular component: cytoplasm. Bases 1 to 3006 code for a protein of 1001 amino acids. Lineage: Eukaryota; Metazoa; Arthropoda; Insecta; Lepidoptera; Nymphalidae. The transcript is spliced from 14 exons. Gene Ontology annotation, molecular function: zinc ion binding; metalloaminopeptidase activity; peptide binding. Gene Ontology annotation, biological process: proteolysis; peptide catabolic process. The record is from RefSeq and is a predicted model, not a curated record.